Messenger RNA from Elgaria multicarinata webbii, 5076 nucleotides. RefSeq lists its product as uncharacterized. The coding region runs from base 1 to 5076 and encodes 1691 amino acids. Gene Ontology annotation, molecular function: aspartic-type endopeptidase activity; zinc ion binding; RNA-DNA hybrid ribonuclease activity. NCBI's taxonomy places the organism in Eukaryota, Metazoa, Chordata, Lepidosauria, Squamata, Anguidae. The transcript has 20 exons. The record is from RefSeq and is a predicted model, not a curated record. Gene Ontology annotation, biological process: proteolysis; DNA integration; virion assembly.
AUGAGCAUCAUCAACCCAACGUGGCGCAAGGGCCUGGGUGUGACCAGCUACCCUGCAAGACGGCUGCUGUGGGACUUCAUGGAAGCACAAGAACAUCAGUUGCGUUGUUUGCAAAUUAUACAGAGGGACACGAUGCCACCAGCAGAGAGUUGGAGUGAGAUUCCAGUGAGGAGUGAUGAUGCCAAGGAUACAUUUCUGGAGCCUGCCCCCACCUGUUUGACUUUAGCCACACGUCUGGUGAGCUCACACUCCUACUUGCCCCAGAUGGAUCCUGGGGGCCUUUCUAGUUUGCUGGUCCUGAUUGCGAGCUUCCACUCUGAUGACACUGAAGCCCAGAAGUGGAAGCCGCCAGACACAAGCCGGCAGCGGCGGACUGCGGACGCAGGCACAACCAUCGGUCUCCUCUCCUCCACAGCAAGGAACCUGCGAGGGAAACAAGGACUCGGACUCAUCGUCACCACCUCCAUCGCCAGGGCCGUCUCCUCCACCAGCUCCGGGAACGUCAGGAGGGACUCCUGGAGCACAAUCAUCGCAGGUUAUGAAGAAGAACCAGAAAAGUUCCUAGAUAUGAUUGAAGGAGUUAUUGCUGCCCAUAAUCCAACCUGGAGCGACAUCCAGCAACUAAUGGGCUACCUCCUCACAACUGAACAGAGACUGCAGAUCCAAGCCAAUUUGGAAGAGGCUGCAGGAAUCCGAGGGCAGUUAGACAACCAACCAGACUCCCAGGUGACCCUCGCCAAGUAUGCACCUCGACUAGACCCAAGAUGGGACAUCCAAAAUGCAGAUCACCGGGCCCUUCAACGUGAAUACCAGCAGGCUUUCAUAGAGGCCGUGAAAAAAGGCAGACGAAAGAUGAUGAAUAUGCAAAAAAUACAUGAUGUAGUACAACAGAAAGAAGAAAGCCCGGGGAUGUUCCUUGAAAGACUGAUGAAAGCCUACCGCCGAUAUACUCCCAUAGACCCUGAACAUCCGAACAACAGGCAGACCGUAGUUCUCUCCUUCGUGUCACAAGCAGCCCCAGAUAUUAGAAAGAAAUUACAGAAGGCAGAUGGGUUUGAAGGAAUGUCACUAACGCAACUGAAAGCCUUGGCUGACCGAGUUUAUGUCAACCGGGAGGUUGAAGAGAAAAAAGAGCAGGUUAAGUUGAUGAAGGAAAAAGCCAGCCUCAUCGCGGCCGCCCUGCGCCCGGAAGUUCCCCAACUGACAGAUAAGAGAUCACACCGGCCAGUCCUAGGCCGAAAUCAGUGUGCAUACUGCAAAGAAGAGGGCCACUGGAAGACAGAGUGCCCCAAGAAAACUUCCGUGCCAGUUGUGGGGGCAGGAGGCCAGGUUUUACGAGCACCCUGUUUCAAGCCCCAAGGGAUCCAGAUAGGAGCCUGCGCCACGAAACAUGAAUUCAUCCUGAUCCCGUCCUGCCCCAUACCACUUAUCGGAAGAGACCUCCUUUGUAAAGUCCAAGCGACCCUGUCUUUCCAUCCAGAUGGCAAGGUCACAGGUACUGCUGGAGGGCAGCCACUUGUCAUCACCUGUCCCCUCAGAGAAGCGUGGAGAAUGGGACCUUCUAUGGGCCUCUGCGCUCCACUCCACACUAUCCAUACCGAAGUCGCCCUUCGAGUCAUCCGAGCCGUGCCAGGGGUCUGGGCCGAAAACAAUCCCAGAGGGUUAGCAUUGUCAGCUUAUCCUGUCAUCACUGAUCUGAAGCCCACUCAUGUUAUUGUUAACCAGCCACAGUACCCCAUUCCCUUAGAAGCCAGAGUUUCAAUGCAUGAGCACCUUGAAAAACUGCUGCAACUUGAAGUCCUGGUCCCCACCGUUUCACCCUGGAACACACCCCUCCUCCCAGUCAAGAAACCGGGCACUAACCAGUACAGACCAGUUCAAGACCUUCGCCUUGUGAACCAGCAGACGAAAGACAUCGCAGCCACAGUAGCAGACCCCUACUCCCUCAUCGGACUGAUACCAGGUGACAGCCUAUGGUAUUCGGUCAUCGACCUCAAAGACGCCUUCUUCACGGUUCCCUUGCACCCUGAUUCCCAGAAAAUCUUUGCCUUCACAUGGGAACACCCCCGGACAGGGCGAAAGAGACAAUUCACGUGGUCCCGCCUCCCACAAGGUUUCAAGAAUUCCCCAACUCUCUUUAGCCGCCAAUUGGCCGGGGAUUUGCAAAAAUACCAGGAAGAAGUUGGCCUAGUCCUCCAAUAUGUAGAUGACCUCCUUUUGCCCCGGCAUACUGAAGAGACCUGCCUCCUUGACACCAUUGCCCUGCUCAGACAUCUGGAGACUGCAGGUUACCGUGCUAGUCAAACCAAAGCCCAAAUCUGUAAACAAGAAGUGACAUAUCUGGGGUUUAUCAUCAAGAAGAACACUCGACUUUUAGCUGCCAGCAGGACCCAGGCAAUCAAUUGUAUACCCCAGCCCCGGAACAAAAAAGAAUUACGAGUUUUCCUGGGCAUGGCAGGGUACUGCCGGAUCUGGAUCCUGAACUACGCCGCCCUGACACAGUCCCUCUAUGAACUCUUGAAACAGAAAGUCCCUGAAUCCGGGACCCUAGACUGGACAUCUGAAGCAAAAGAGAGCCUCCGGAAUCUUAAAUCAGCCCUUACCAGUCCACCCGCUCUAGGACUACCUGAUAUCAGCAAGCCCUUCCACCUGUAUGUAGACGAAAGGAAGGGCACAGCCGUGGGCGUUCUGACCCAGAGAGUGGGUUCGUGGAAUCGGCCUGUAGCAUACCUAAGCAAGAAUACUGAUCCUGUGAGCAGAGGUUGGCCAGGAUGUCUCCGAUGUAUCGCCGCCGCAUGCCUGCUCUUAACUGAAGCCAUUAAACUUACCUAUGGGCAGCACAUAGAAAUCACUGCCUCACACUCCAUGAAAGCUCUGCUAGAAACCCACGGACCAAAGUGGAUGACCAACUCCCGACUUGUCAAAUACCGAGCGCUGCUGUGUGAGAACCCUAACGUGCAAGUGAAUGACUGCGUAGCCCUGAAUCCUGCGACUCUGAUGCCUUUGCCUGAGCCAGUUAUACAUGAUUGCCAAGAAAUAAUGGACACUGUCCAUUCUAGCAGACCCGACCUAAAAGACAGUCCUGUGCCUGGCAGCAUCAUCCUUUUUACUGAUGGAAGCAGUUUUGUCCAGCACGGUGUCAGAAAGGCGGGUUACGCCAUAGUAACAGAAGAUGAGGUCCUAAUCGCUGAAGCGCUUCCACCUGGCACGUCCGCUCAGAAAGCUGAACUCUUAGCUUUAAUCGCUGCACUAGAAUGGGGAAGAGAAAAGAAGAUCACGGUCUACACAGAUUCAAAAUAUGCAUUUCUUACUCUCCAAGUACACGGAGCAUUGUACCGAGAGCGAGGGUUCCUCACAGCCGAAGGAAGAGAAAUAGCACAUUCACAAGAGAUCCAGAGGCUCUUACAAGCUGUAUGGCUACCAGAGAAGGUUGCGGUGAUUCACUGCAGAGCACACACCGGGAAAUCUAACCCAAUUGCUCGAGGGAACCAGAGGGCGGAUCAGGCUGCCAAAGACGCCGCCAACCAGCCAGUACGAGAAACAAGCCACGCCCUCUUGAUUUCCCUGCCACCUCUUGCCAUGACGCCUCCAACUGCGGUGUACCACAUGCACAGACAAUGCCAUCUAGGCAAAGAAGCCCUUCGGCAUCUGAUCGAAAAGACCAUGUACAUAGACAAGUUAGCCACCCACUGCAUGGAAGCUUCCAAAAGAUGUGUCACCUGUGCACGAAAUAACCCAAAGAAAGGACCUGUGCUUCCCCCAGGCCAGAUACUCCGAGGCAGCCGACCCUUUCAAGUUAUGCAAAUUGACUUCACCCACAUGCCGCCAGCUGGAGGCUACAAGGUCGCCCUCGUAGCCGUAUGCACGUUCUCGGGAUGGGUAGAAGCAUGGCCAGUCAGAUCAGAAGGGGCAAGAGAAGUAGCGAAACACCUGAUCCAAGACCUCAUCCCUCGCUAUGGCCUGCCCCAGCAGCUGAACUCUGACAAUGGACCAGCUUUCCAAGCCGAGCUCACUGAAAAACUUAGCAAAGCACUUCAUAUAGACUGGAAGCUACACUGUGCUUGGAGACCGCAGAGCAGCGGGGCAGUAGAAAGAGCCAACCAGACCCUGAAACUACACCUUCGCAAAAUGUGCGCAGAAACACACUCUAAAUGGACUCAGAUGCUCCCUGUUGCCUUGCUCCACAUGAGGUGCACCCCCCGAAGUAACGGGCUGACUCCAUAUGAACUAGUCUAUGCCAGGCCUCCGCCGCUGCCAGCUACAGUCGAGACCCUGCCACUUCGUGGCGAGAUCAACCUUAAUCGGAUUCUAAAAGAACUGAAUCAGACAGUGCUAGAAAUGAGCCAGCAUACUGAACAGACUCCCUUAGGAAUAGUUAUCCCUGUUCAUGGCUUCAAGCCUGGGGAUGAAGUCUGGGUAAAGAGUUAUAAAGAAAGCCUGUUAGGGAAGACAUGGGACGGGCCAUAUACCAUUAUACUGACUACUCCUACUGCUUUAAAGGUCCAAGGGAAUUCCAGUUGGGGCCUGGGUGUGACCAGCUACGCGGCAAGGAGGCUGCUGUGGGACUACAUGGAAGCCCAAGAACAUCAGUUGGGUUGUUUGCAAAUUAAUCCCUAUCAGGCCAAACAUCGGCUACCCACUGCAGCAGGAACCAACGAUGCCAUCCAGAGCGUUGUCCCACCAAAGAGCAGCAGCUCUGGAAGCGUUAGAAACACAACCAUCAGUCUCCCCCGCUCCGCGGGAGCCGGGCUUGCUCAGCAGAAAGGCAACCUCCCAGGGAAACAGGGAAACAUCUGCACCCAGCAGGGCCUGGACAGAGGCCAUUGGAGCGGCAUUGAAAGCCCUGGAGGAGGCAGAACCACCAUCCUCUCCGUCUCCAUCACCAUCUCCAUCACCAUCUCCUCCACCUCCUCCAGCAAGAACAUCUGCUGCACCUCUUCCAACAAUACCAGAACCAUCAAUCCAAGGAAUGGGGCAACCGUCUUCACAGGCCGAAGGGAACCUCCCCCCAAUCAGGAAGCGGGCGUGGAGGAAAAGGAGUGGAGAUCCUCUGAACGAGCCAGAGGAAGAGGAUGA